CUGCUUUCAGAGACACAGUAUUGCCCAAAGUCACUUGUCCUCUUUAUUGAUGCAUUGGAUGAAUGCAGCGAAUCACAUGUGCGAAAGCUCGUGCGCUUCCUUGAAGAUCUCAGCAUCAAGGCAAAGAUGACUCUCAAUAUCUGUCUAUCAAGCCGCCAUUAUCCAAACAUCAGCAUGGAAAAGCAUUUGGAAUUGGUUGUAGAAACUACGAGCGAGCACGACAAGGACAUCAUCAAAUACGCCGGCGAUAAAUUGACAAAGAUAGAUGAGCGGAUCAAAACAAAAGUCCUGCAAAAGGCAUCUGGUGUCUUUAUGUGGGUUGUGCUUGUCAUUGAAAUGCUGAACAAAGCAUAUGAUGAAGGCCAACUCGAAGCUAUGCAUCAACUGUUACAAGAAAUACCUAGCGGUCUUGAUGAAGUGUUUCUCACACUGCUGAGUAAAGACAAUCCAAGACUUUAUUUAUGCUCCAGUUUGUUUUAUUCACGGGACGAUUGCUCAAACCAGAAGAGCUAUAGUUUGCGACUCUGGCUGAAAUGA
Messenger RNA from Trichoderma harzianum CBS 226.95, 537 nucleotides. RefSeq lists its product as hypothetical. The annotation marks the transcript as partial. The record is from RefSeq and is a predicted model, not a curated record. NCBI's taxonomy places the organism in Eukaryota, Fungi, Ascomycota, Sordariomycetes, Hypocreales, Hypocreaceae. The transcript has a single exon.